Messenger RNA from Oncorhynchus tshawytscha (Chinook salmon), 1392 nucleotides. RefSeq names its product G-protein coupled receptor 143-like. Gene Ontology annotation, biological process: melanosome organization; G protein-coupled receptor signaling pathway; cell surface receptor signaling pathway. Gene Ontology annotation, molecular function: L-tyrosine binding; L-DOPA receptor activity; dopamine binding. NCBI's taxonomy places the organism in Eukaryota, Metazoa, Chordata, Actinopteri, Salmoniformes, Salmonidae. The transcript has 9 exons. Gene Ontology annotation, cellular component: melanosome membrane; plasma membrane. The record is from RefSeq and is a predicted model, not a curated record. The coding region runs from base 64 to 1329 and encodes 421 amino acids.
AAUGAAUGAAUUUCCCUUUAUUUUCUCCCCUGACACCGUAGCCUGCUUUUCUGCAUCUAGUCCAUGAUGGCAUCCCCAAGGCUGGAGACGUUCUGCUGCCCAAACAGAGACGCAUCGACUGAAUUUGUCAUUACUUUUCAGCCCCUCUUCUUUAGUGCCAUUUGCAUUGGUAGCGCAGGUUUAAGUUUGGUAUUUUCUAUAUUACAACUUUUGCCCAAACGUAGGGGUUACAGACGCCUUGGACAGUACCCUCUUCCCAAGCCAGCGUCUUCGUCGAGAAUAUUGUUUAUCAUCAGCAUAUGUGAUAUUCUGGGAUGUACAGGUAUCAUAGUGAGGUCAUCCAUCUGGCUGGGCCUGCCCAACCUUGUCAGCGGGAUCAAUGUGGCCAACAACAGCGACGUGUGGCCAGAGGUGUUCUGCGUCGGCAGUGCAAUGUGGAUCCAGCUGUUCUUCAGUGCAUCCUUCUGGUGGACCUUCUGUUACGCUGUGGAUGUCUUCCUUGUGGUCAAAAGAUCUGCAGGAAUCAGUACCAUCAUCCUGUAUCACAUGAUCACAUGGGGUCUGGCCGUGUUGCUGUGUGUGGAGGGUGUGGCCAUGCUCUACUACCCAUCCAUCUCCAGCUGUGAGAAUGGCCUGCAGCAUGCCAUUCCUCACUACAUCACUACCUACGCUCCUCUACUGCUGGUGCUUAUAGUCAACCCUACGCUGUUCGCCAGGACUGUGUCUGCAGUGACAUCAUUAUUGAAGGGACGACAAGGGAUCUACACAGAAAACGAGAGACGCCUGGGAACAGAGAUAAAAAUACGCUUCUUCAAAAUCAUGCUGGUCUUCUUUAUUUGCUGGCUUCCCAACAUCAUCAAUGAAAGCCUGCUGUUUUACCUGGAGAUGCAGACAGAUAUAAAAGCUGGUGACUUGAAGAAUAUACGAAACGCAGCCCUCAUCACAUGGUUUAUCAUGGGGAUCUUGAACCCCAUGUCAGGCUUCCUCAACACGUUGGCCUUCCAUGGCUGGACGGGCUUCAAAGUGGACUGCAGCCUGCAGAGGAGGAGGGAGCUGGCCUGGGACUCAGCCUCCACCUCGGCGGCUAACGUGGGGGGCUACAACCCCAUCGUGGGCUCCACCCUGCUCUACCAGAGCCAUGUCCAGGAGGCCAAGAACAUGACAGGCAAGAACAUGACAGGCAACGGGCAGCCGGCCUCCGACGCCAUCAGCGUCCUAUCAGAAGGUUCAGAGUCUAGUACAAUUGAAAUCCACAUUUCCACUGAGCACCGAGACUAUGAGGAGAUAGACGCAGAUGGAGAAUCGUUGGGGAGCUCUGCAAGGCACUAGCUGGAGCCACCUGCAAAACCUGCUGCCAGCCUUCACUCUCUGCACCCCCCCCCCCCAUGGUUU